Molecule: messenger RNA, 1546 nt
Organism: Halteromyces radiatus
Lineage: Eukaryota; Fungi; Mucoromycota; Mucoromycetes; Mucorales; Cunninghamellaceae
Product: peptidase M24, structural domain-containing protein
Exons: 5
Coding region: 58-1410 (450 amino acids)
Molecular function (GO): metalloaminopeptidase activity; manganese ion binding
Source: RefSeq, a predicted model, not a curated record
UUUCUUUUUAUUUUUUUUUUUUUAUUUUAUUUUUCUCUUUUUACCUCACUCAUAAAAAUGGUUCAUAACAAAAUUCCUACUCGUAGUAAUGUACAAAAAGUCCUUGGUCACCUAAAGUUAAGUGAAGGUAUUAUCUAUUUGAAUGGUAAUGUCAUGCAAGAACGUGAUAAUACCGAUUGUGAACUUCCUUUUCGUCAAGAAUCCAACUUUUAUUAUGUUACUGGUGUGAAUGAACCUGAUUUUCAUGUGGUGAUUGAUAUUGCUACGAAAAAGACGAUUUUGGUUGCUCCUAAUAUUGAUCCUGAUCAUGUCAUGUGGAUGGGUUUACCUGAUACUCUUGAAGAAAUGCAAGCUAAAUAUGAUGUAGAUCAGGUUGUAUAUGCUGAUAAACUCAAUGCAUUGGUUCAAACUGCUUCCAAGAUCUAUACUUUACCCAUUUCCAAGACCACUGCUAUUGAUAGUGUAUCUUCUAAAUUGGUCGAUGCUGCUGGACAAAAGAAAUUGGAAAAUGCCUUUAUUGAUGCUCGUUUAAUCAAGGCUGAUUGGGAAGUAGAAAUCAUGCGUAAAGCAAAUAAGAUUUCUUCAGAUGCUCACAUAAAGCUUUGGAAAGCUGCUCAUCCUGGUUGUAAUGAAGCUCAAUUACAUGCCUUGUUCUUGUAUGAAUCUGCUCGUCAUGGUGCCUUUUUCCAAUCUUAUUUUCCUAUUGUUGGGUCUGGGAUGAAUGCUGCCACUUUACAUUAUAACAAGAAUAAUGCUAUUAUGAAUGCGAAUGAUGUGGUUUUGGUCGAUGCUGGUGCCGAAUUCGAAUUAUAUGCUUCUGAUAUCACUCGUGUUUUCCCUGUCAAUGGUAAAUUCACUCCUGAAGCUCGUGUCAUUUAUUCUAUUGUUUUGGAAAUGCAAAAGAAAUGUAUUGAUCUUUGCAAAGCUGGUGUUGCUUGGGAAGAUAUUCAUUAUACUGCCACUGAAGUUGGUUGUGAUGGUUUAUUGAAGACUGGUAUUCUUGUUGGUGAUAAACAAGAAAUUUUGGAUAAAUCUGUCAUGGCUGCCUUUUUCCCUCAUGGAAUUGGUCAUUCCAUUGGUAUGGAUGUUCAUGAUGUAGGUGGUUACCCUGAUGGUGUGGAACGUAUCAAUAAACCUGGUAUUCGUAACUUGCGUAUGCGUCGUGUAUUAGCCCCUGGUUUUGCUGUCACUGUAGAACCUGGUAUCUACUUUUUUGAUUACUUGAUCAACCCUGUGCUUAACAAUGCUGAUACUGGCAAGUACAUUAAUGUGGAUGUUUUGAACAAGUACAAAUCUGUUGGUGGUGUUCGUAUUGAAGACAACAUUAUCGUCACUGAAGGUGCUCCUAUUAACUUGACCACUGUCCCCAAGGAAAUCGACCAAAUCGAAGCAUUGAUGGCUUCCAACUAGAUCUUUUUUUUUUUUUGUUAGGUUGUACUUUAUAUUACUAGUUGUAUGAAUAUCUAGUUUUUCUUUUAUAUAUAUAUAUGAUGAUGAUGUUUAUGUUCUGUACAAUAGUGAAAAUAAAGAAAUAUAAAUAUUUCUC